AUGAGUUGUUUCGGCUGUUGCGAAGAGGAUGACCUCCAGAAAUCUGCUGAAAGUGGAGGACCCUAUGUAGUAAAAAAUCCAGCAGGAAAUGAUGGAAAUUAUCAUGCUUCUGAAACUGCAAAGCAGGGCACUCAGCCUGUUAAAGCUCAGCCCAUUGAAGUUCCUAAUAUACCAGCAGAUGAACUAAAAGAAGUUACAGAUGACUUUGGUCAAGAUUCUCUGAUUGGAGAGGGGUCCUAUGGAAGAGUAUACUAUGGUGUGCUUAAAAGUGGGCAGGCUGCUGCAAUCAAGAAGUUGGAUACCAGUAAACAGCCUGAUGAGGAAUUUUUAGCCCAGGUUUCAAUGGUAUCAAGGCUGAAGCAUGCAAAUUUUGUUCAAUUACUUGGAUAUUGCAUUGAUGGAAGCUCCCGUAUUCUUGCUUAUGAGUUUGCAUCUAAUGGAUCUCUUCAUGAUAUUUUACAUGGCAGAAAAGGUGUUAAAGGAGCACAGCCUGGUCCAGUUUUGACAUGGGCACAAAGAGUAAAGAUUGCUGUAGGGGCUGCAAGAGGCCUUGAAUACUUGCAUGAGAAGGCUGAUCCCCACAUUAUCCACCGGGACAUCAAGUCUAGCAAUGUGUUAAUCUUUGAUGAUGAUGUUGCUAAAAUUGCAGAUUUUGAUUUAUCAAAUCAAGCUCCUGACAUGGCUGCACGACUUCAUUCUACUCGUGUCCUUGGAACCUUUGGUUAUCAUGCUCCAGAAUAUGCAAUGACUGGACAAUUGAAUGCUAAGAGUGAUGUAUACAGUUUUGGUGUUGUCCUUCUGGAACUUCUGACUGGAAGGAAACCUGUUGAUCAUACAUUACCACGCGGACAGCAGAGUCUAGUUACCUGGGCUACACCAAAACUUAGUGAGGAUAAAGUCAGGCAGUGUGUUGAUACAAGACUAGGAGGAGAAUACCCACCCAAAGCUGUUGCUAAGAUGGCUGCUGUUGCUGCGCUUUGUGUGCAAUAUGAAGCUGAUUUCAGACCAAACAUGAGCAUUGUAGUCAAAGCUCUUCAACCUUUGCUGGCUGCACGACCUGGACCUGCCGGUGAAACACCAAAUUAA
Messenger RNA from Sphenostylis stenocarpa, 1086 nucleotides. NCBI's taxonomy places the organism in Eukaryota, Viridiplantae, Streptophyta, Magnoliopsida, Fabales, Fabaceae. The record is from the annotation of a GenBank genome assembly.